Doryrhamphus excisus (bluestripe pipefish) is the source of this 1506-nucleotide messenger RNA. Its product is annotated as high affinity cGMP-specific 3',5'-cyclic phosphodiesterase 9A-like. The record is from RefSeq and is a predicted model, not a curated record. Gene Ontology annotation, molecular function: 3',5'-cyclic-nucleotide phosphodiesterase activity. Gene Ontology annotation, biological process: signal transduction. Lineage: Eukaryota; Metazoa; Chordata; Actinopteri; Syngnathiformes; Syngnathidae.
UCCCACCUGGCCCUGAAAUGGCCACAAAAAUCAUUUAUUUUAUGGUUCAUGGGAGGGUGGAGCAGGCAGAGUUUGACUCAGACUGCACGGCUGAAGAUGUCAAAGACUUGUUCCGAGCGGCAGCAGAUGCGGCUCCUCAUCACAUCCUGAAGAUGUACAAAGCCAAUGGCAGCGUGGUGAAUAUCUCGCCCAUGCUGGAGCCAAACAGCCAGGACUCGUACUACCGGCUGGAGGUGGUGGCGUCUGACCUCCCGAGUGUCGCUAUGUCAACUGAGCUGGACGACAUGGAGCACAGGCUGUGUCACCUGGAGACCAAAGUCCUGGAAGAGUCAGGGAAGACUCCAGAAAUCAUUUGUGAUCUGAAGAGUCAGGUGGAGUCCUUCAAGCGCAAGCUAGAGAACGUCAAGCACCUGAGCUGGAUGGGUCUGUUCAGGGAUGAUGGCCCGCCGAAAACCAGAGGGCCUCAGCAGAGCGUGAUUGAGGAACGCCAACAGGUCCGCAGGAAGUUCCUCAACAUGAGCUCUCUGCAGGUGACAGAGGAAGUGAGGGAGCAUCUAAAAACUCCCAUUUUUGACAACUGGCAGUGGGAGGAGGCGGAGAUGCUGGUGCUCCUCCAGGUGAUGUUCACCGACCUGGACUUCCUGACAGCGUUCCACAUCGAGCUGGACAUCCUCCAGAACUUCUUGUUUGAGGUCUACUGCCACUACAACAACAUCCCCUUCCACAACUUCCAGCAUUGCUUCUGCGUGACUCAAAUGAUGUACGGGCUCAUUUGGCUGACAGACCUCAGAAACAAACUGGCGAGGACUGACCUUCUCAUCAUGCUGACUUCAGCUCUGUGCCACGACCUUGACCACCCCGGCUACAACAAUGUCUACCAGAUUAACGCCCAGACUGACUUGGCGCUUCGCUACAACGACAUCUCCCCGCUGGAGAACCACCACUGUGCCAUUGCCUUCGGAAUUCUGUCCAAGCCGGAGUGCAACAUCCUCAAACAUCUCACCAGCGAGCAUUACAAACACAUCCGUGCAGGAAUGAUCAAGUGCAUCUUGGCCACCGACAUGGCGAGGCACAACGAAAUCCUUAACAAGUUCAAGCUCAUCCAGCCCACGUUUGACUUCAAAAACAAGGAUCACAAGGAAGUGCUGAUGAAGAUCAUGGUGAAGGUGAGCGACAUCUCCAACGAGGCGAGGCCGAUGGCUGUGGCCGAGCCCUGGCUGGACUGUCUGCUGCAAGAGUUCUUCAACCAGAGUGACACGGAAAAACUCAAAGGGCUUCCAGUGACCCCGUUCAUGGACCGGGAUAAAGUAUCGAAGCCGUCCUCCCAGACCAACUUCAUCCGCUUUGUCCUGCUACCGCUCUUCACCGAGCUCACCAAGCUCUUCCCCUGUCUCGAGCAACAUAUCCUGGAGCCAGUGCGACGAGCCCUGGAAUACUACUCAGACCUGGAGAGGGCCACCCAGCAGGAGGAGGUGGCCACCAAACCCUGAUGAGGAUGACAUGGCC